Molecule: messenger RNA, 717 nt
Organism: Coniosporium apollinis CBS 100218
Lineage: Eukaryota; Fungi; Ascomycota; Dothideomycetes
Exons: 1
Coding region: 1-717 (238 amino acids)
Source: RefSeq, a predicted model, not a curated record
AUGAAAUUCUCAACCACCGCCACCCUUCUGGCGGCCAUUACGGCCGUUCUUGCCCUCCCCACAAGCCUGCCGCUACACAAGGAAGGCCACGUUGCGCCGGGAUCCGGCAACGAACUCUCGCUCCGGAACUGGACUGUGCCGUCCGACGUCGCGACGGCGCAUGCCAACGAUCCGCACCGUCGCGUGCAGCGCGGCCUUGCUGCCGCAUCCCCACGGACGCCGGGGGUGGAGAUCAGGGGUACGGGUACGGAGCUGAAGGGCGUGCGCUUCGAUCCCGCGACAAGAACGAUGGUCGCCGUCGAGGUGCUUGUGGAGGAGUCCCGCGCCGAGAAGCGCAACGUCGACGAACAGGAGCAGGUCCAGCAGGAGGCGACCAAAGAAGGGGGAAUUGAGCAGGACCGACUCGAACAGCACGAUGCCGAGCAAGACCACGAUGGAAACUACGAGUGCGACCGAGAGGAUAUCGACCGGGACCCGGUAUGUCGUGAGCGCCUCAGAAAGUUUUAUCUUCGAUAUCUGGUCUGGCUCUGGUUCAUCCCCGCGGGCGUUUUUGUCAUGAUAAUCGCUAUCGGCCCCAUUCUUGAAUGGAGGGACAAGCGAAAGGCUCGAAUGGAGAAAGGAGAUCAUCCUGAGUGGUAUGGUAGCAAGGGCUCCCACAAGCAGGGCAAGCAAAGCAAGCAGGAGGUUCCGAUGGCACCUUUCCUGGUACACACUUAA